This is a messenger RNA of Xenopus tropicalis (tropical clawed frog), 1319 nucleotides long. It is a transcript of the gene bcl2l1, whose product is annotated as BCL2 like 1. The transcript has 3 exons. Gene Ontology annotation, cellular component: membrane. Gene Ontology annotation, biological process: transmembrane transport; regulation of apoptotic process. Bases 289 to 894 code for a protein of 201 amino acids. NCBI's taxonomy places the organism in Eukaryota, Metazoa, Chordata, Amphibia, Anura, Pipidae. The record is from RefSeq and is marked provisional.
UGUGUGCAUUGGGGUUCGAUGUAUAAAAAACAUAGUUGAGGCGCUUGUAACCCGGUGACGCAGAUACCGCAGUCCGUGAUGCAUGACGGGAUGUCGUCGCUUCCAUGGCAACGAGUGUAGCCUGCGGAAGGGAAGCCUUGAUUGGGCCGAAAGAGUGUCAGUCAGACAGCAGGGGAAACGGCCCUUAGGGUGAGAGGAAAGCGCGGCGCCUGGCUGGCACGCUCUUCCCUGGGUGGCAGCGGGACCCAUGUGACAGUCGGGCUCACCCAAUGCCUCUCGGGCCUGACCAUGGAGGGCAGCAGUAGAGAUCUGGUGGAGAAGUUUGUUUGCAAGAAACUGUCCCAGAAAGGAGCCUGCGGGGAGUUCUCCAGCAACUCCCAGCCCAAGGGCGUGUCUAAUGGAAGUUCGGAGGGCCCCGGGGCCACACAGGGCAUUGUGGGGGAGGAAGUCCUUCAGGCGCUGCUGGACGCGUCGGAGGAGUUUGAGUUGAGAUACCAGCGUGCCUUCAGCGACCUGACCGCCCAGCUGCACCUCACCCAGGACACUGCCCAGCAAAGCUUCCAGCAGGUGGUGGGGGAGUUGUUCAGGGACGGCACCAACUGGGGCAGAAUCGUGGCCUUCUUCUCCUUUGGGCGGGCCCUGUGCGUGGAGAGUGCCAACAAGGAGAUGACUGAGCUGCUCCCCAGGAUCGUGCAAUGGAUGGUGCAGUACCUGGAGCAUACGCUGCAGCCCUGGAUGCUGGAGAACGGAGGCUGGGAAGCUUUUGUCGGUCUGUACGGAAAGGGAGCUGCCGCCCAGAGCAGGGAAGGGCCGGAGCGGUUUGGCCGGUGGCUAAUGGCCAUAGUGACUGUGACUGCUGCAACCUUAUUGGUCUCCUACCUGAGGCGUCGAUAGACCCCCAGAAGUUCUGCGGUGAUGUGCUAUUGGCUGGCACUGGCCCCACCCAUGGACACGAUAGGCUGGUGGCUCCCAGGUUCAACAUGUGUUGAGGUUCCCUUUGCUCAGUUACAGGGAGAUGGAGCCCCGGUGUAUUCACCCCAAUAAUCUCAUGGGCCCCUCCCGUGGAGGGGGGAACCCCACAACUUGGGAACCUCCUGGGAAGGGGGGGAACCCCACAACUUGGGAACCUCCUGGGGAGGGGGGAACCCCCACAACUUGGGAACCUCCUGGGGAGGGGGGAACCCCACAACUUGGGAACCUCCUGGGGAGGGGGGGAACCCCACAACUUGGGAACCUCCUGGGGAGGGGGGGAACCUCUGUGUUAGGUUGUCUGUUAUUGCCUUGCGCUCAGCAGUGGUUAUUAAAUGUUAUGUUUAAAA